AAUGAAUUGUGCAUUUCAUAACUAAUGUCCAAUAUUUAUGAUAUGCGUUUCUUCACAUUAAUGUUAAAGAAAGCUUUGUGUUGAAUGCUUACAUGAGUAAGGACAGGGUUUUCAUAAAUCACUUUUAAUUGAUAAGUUUGCAGUACAAGCUGCUUAGAAAUUAAAGGAAAAAAAGCUUGAUGAAACAUCUGAGUUAUCAUAAUACAUAAUGUCUUUUAAAUCCAUGCUCUCUCAAACCGAAAGUAUUAUGAAGAAAAUUUAGAAAGAUUUAUCUUAAUCAAUCAAAUAACUAAAUGAUUGGAUAGAACAGGUAAACAACUCAUACACUAAUCUUAUAUAUGAAACUAGUAAUCUAGCAGAAUCCUCCUAAAUUGUUUUAGAAAAACUAGUCUCCAUUGUAGAAGGAAAUGCUGAGAAGAAUUCUUUAGUCAUGUAGUUAGAAAAGAUCAACAAGUGGUUGGAUCAAGAAAUUAGGGCUUUUAUUGAAAAGAUAAAUGAAGAAAUUGUAAAAACUUAACCCUUAAUUAAGUAAGUAUUUAGAUCUUAUUCUAUGGUUCAAACUAAUUCAUAAGAAGACAAAGAUUGUGUAAGGAAAUAAUAGUUUAGUAUUUAAACUAAUUAAGAAGAAGACGAUUUUAAAUGUGAAAUCUUAAAAACCUAUGAAAUAAAGAAGUUGGAUGGUCAUUGUGGUGGAGUCAACUCAAUAUGUUUCUCCCCUGAUGGUAUUUCAUUAGCAUCUGGUAGUCAUGAUUAUUCUAUUCGUUUGUGGAAUUCUAAAUCAGGAUAAUAAAUAGCCCAAUUUAAUGGUCAUAGUGGUUGGGUCAACUGUGUAUGCUUUUCUCAUGAUGGUAAUACAUUAGCAUCUGGUAGUGGAGAUGCUUCUAUUUUUUUUCCUGAUAACUCUAUUCGUUUAUGGGAUGUUAGGACAGGAAAAUAAAAAGCAAAAUUGAAAGGACAUAGUGAUUAUGUAUAUUCAGUAUGCUUCGCUCCUGAUGGCACUAUAUUAGUAUCUGGUGGUGGUCGUAGAAAUUCUAAUUUAAAUGGAGAUCACUCUAUACAUUUAUGGGAUGUUAAGACAGGAUAAUAAAAAGCCAAAUUGGAUGGUCAUAGUAAUUCAGUGUAGUCGUUAUGCUUCUCUCCUGAUGGUAAUACAUUAGCAUCUGGUAGUACAGAUAACUCUAUUCGUUUAUGGGAUGUUAAAACAAAAUAAGAAAAAGCAAAAUUUAAUGGUCAUGUUCGUUUUGUCUGGUCAGUAUGUUUCUCUCCGGAUGGUGGUACAUUAGCAUCUGGUAGUGCAGAUAAUUCUAUCCGUUUAUGGGAUGUUAGGACAGGAUAAGAAAAGGCCAAAUUGGAUGGUCAUACUUGGGAUGUUCAAUCAGUAAGCUUCUCUCCUGAUGGUACUACAUUAGCCUCUGGUAGUUGGGAUAGUUCUAUCCGUUUAUGGAACGUUAAGACAGGAGAAUAAAAAGCCUAAUUGGAUGGUCAUAAUGGCAAUGUUUUCUCUGUAUGCUUCUCUCCUGAUGGUACUACGCUAGCAUCUGGUAGUAAUGAUUUGACUAUCCGUUUAUGGAGUGUUAAGUUGGAAAACUGUAUUGAUUAUUGA
Messenger RNA from Paramecium sonneborni, 1603 nucleotides. Lineage: Eukaryota; Ciliophora; Oligohymenophorea; Peniculida; Parameciidae. The record is from the annotation of a GenBank genome assembly.